AUGAAGAUACUUUGUAUUUUCCUGACCUUUUUCUUCACUGUGUCUUGUGGUCCAUCAGUUUUACAGAGGAGAACAAGAGAAAAAACAAGAGAAAUUACACAGAGAAAAACAGAAUGUUACCUUGUUCGUGGUGUUUGCAAGACUUCAUGCAACACCUGGGAAUACGUAUAUAAUCACUGCGAUAUUAAGCCUUGCUGUGUUAUACGGGAAUACAGAAAGCCAGACGCUAAAUACGAUACUGCUACAGCUUAUACAGAUGUAAAUUAUAAUUAUACUACACCAUACAACACUACACUGUAA
Molecule: messenger RNA, 300 nt
Organism: Pteropus alecto (black flying fox)
Lineage: Eukaryota; Metazoa; Chordata; Mammalia; Chiroptera; Pteropodidae
Gene: DEFB113
Product: defensin beta 113
Exons: 2
Coding region: 1-300 (99 amino acids)
Biological process (GO): innate immune response
Cellular component (GO): extracellular region
Source: RefSeq, a predicted model, not a curated record